Molecule: messenger RNA, 1781 nt
Organism: Dermatophagoides pteronyssinus (European house dust mite)
Lineage: Eukaryota; Metazoa; Arthropoda; Arachnida; Sarcoptiformes; Pyroglyphidae
Biological process (GO): regulation of transcription by RNA polymerase II
Cellular component (GO): nucleus
Molecular function (GO): RNA polymerase II cis-regulatory region sequence-specific DNA binding; DNA-binding transcription factor activity, RNA polymerase II-specific
Source: RefSeq, a predicted model, not a curated record
AUGAUGAUGAUCUAAUUGCUUUAAAAUCAAUCAAUCAAUCAGUGUUUGUGUGUGUGAGUUAAUGUUUACGAUUCUGUAAUUUUGACAAAGAAAGAAUCUUUGAAAAAUAUAUUUUAAAUCCAAAAACUAUGAUUAUGAACUCAAAUAUUGUUUAUGGUGGUGGUGGUAGUGCUGCAAUGCAAUGUCAUCAAAAUAUUGGUGGUAAUACAACAAUGGUAUCAUCAGCGACAACAAAUGCAGCGGCAGCGGCAGCAGCAGCUGCCGCAGCAGCUGCUGCUGCUGAAUAUCAUCAUCAUCAUGCGAUUGCUGCUCACCAUCAUUCGCAUCAUACACAUCAUCAAGGAUAUCACCAUAAUCCAUAUGGAACGGCAGCUGAUUUAACAAAUUAUUAUCAACCGACACCGCCAUCAACAGAUUUAACCGGUAUUGGAUUUAAUGGUGGAAGUUUAGCUGUUACAAAUCAUCAUCAUCAUCAACAACAACAACAACAUCCACAUUUACAUCAUCAUCAUCAUCAUCAACAGCAAACAUUACCAUUAUCAACGACACCACCAUCAUCAUCAAUAAAUCAUUAUCAUCAUUCAACAACACCACCAUUUCAUAUACCACCAUUACCGCCACCAAUAUUAUCAUCAUCAUCAACGGCAACAUUUGGAACAAAUGUCGAUAAUCAACAACAACAAACAUCGACAUCACCACAAUCAACAAAUAAUAAUAAUACAUCAAUAAUAUCGGAAACAAAUGGUCUUAGUUAUACAAAUCUAGAUUUAACUAAUAAUUCAACAACAUCAUCAUCAUCAUCUUCGUCAUCAUCAUCAUCAUCAUCAUCAUCAACAGCGAUUCAACCGACAACAACAACAACAUCGACAACAAUAAAUCAAUAUAAUAUUCCACCGGUGCCUAAUCAUCAUCAUCAUUCCUCAUCAUCCGCCGCAUCAUCAUAUCAUUCAGCGGCAACAAGAUCGCAGAUUCAUAGUCAACAAUAUCAACAACAACAACAAUCGACAACAACAACAACAGCAACAGGAAAUAUUAGUCCAUCAUCGUCGUCAGAAUCGCCAACAUUAUCUUCGCAUAUGUCCAAUCUACUUUAUCCUUCGACUUCAUCAUCGUCGUCGACAUCGAUAACACCAACAACAACAACAACAACACGGCAAUCAUCUUUAUAUAAAGAUUAUUCGGGAAAUAAUGGAACAGUAAUAGGAACCGGAAUUGAUUCGGGUAAUACAGGUACGCCUGGAAUAACAUCAAAUGAUCCAUUAUCAUCAUCAACAACAACCACAAAUGAUAGUCCGGUAAAUAAUGGUGGAAAUACAUCACCAUCCAUAGCGGGUGUAUCCAAUGAUUCACUUAUUGGUAUGAUUGGUGGUGGUGGUGGUGGUGGUUAUUCAUCAUCAUCCGGAUCAUAUUUUGAUACAAUUGGUCGUUCAGCAUCAUCAUCAUUAAGAAAUGGUACAUUAAUGUCAAAUGGUGGUCAUCAUCAUCAUCAUCAUUUACAUCAAAAUGGUUCAUCACCAACAGCAGCAACAUAUGGAUUGAUGGAUCCUAUUGUUGGUAAUAAUAUAUCAUCACCAUCAUCAUCAUGGACAAUCGAUAUGGGUGUUGGAUCAUUAUCUGGUCAUCAUCAGAUGAAUGGUUUAACAGCAACAGCAACUGGAACAUAUGCACCACCAAUAGUACCACCAUCAUCAAUGAUGAAUGUUCAUCAAACAAUGAAUCAUCAUCAUCAUCAUCAUCAACAACAUCAGCAACAACAACAUUUACAUCAUCCAUCACAUUAU